AUGGCGUCCCUGAAAUCCUCCAUCACUGCCAUCGCUUUGAGAUCAUAUUUGGCCGAGUUCAUUUCAACCUUCAUCUUUGUCUUCUCUGCCGUUGGCGCCACCAUGGCUUCUCGGAAGAUGACGCCGGAAGCAGCAGCCGAGCCAUCCAGCCUGGUGGCUGUGGCGGUGGCUAAUGCCUUUGCUUUGUCAGUGGCCGUCUACAUUUCGGCCAACAUAUCCGGCGGCCACGUAAACCCGGCCGUCACUUUCGGGAUGGCCGUAGGGGGCCACAUCACCAUCCCUAUGGCCAUCUUCUAUUGGAUUUCCCAAAUGCUAGCCUCUCUCAUUGCUUGUCUCAUGCUCAAAACCACCACAGUUGGACAGCAAGUCCCGUUUCACACGAUCCCAUCGGAAAUGACCGGAUUUGGGGCAGCCGUAAUUGAGGGUGUGAUGACUUUUGCCCUGGUCUACACAGUGUAUGCGUCGGCAGAUCCCAGGAGAGGGGCGAUGGGGACAAUCAUGGGGCCACUGGCAAUUGGGUUUAUAGUGGGAGCCAACGUAUUGGCAUCUGGGCCCUUCACGGGAGGGUCAAUGAACCCUGCGUGCUCGUUUGGGGCUGCGGUCGUUGGGGGGAGUUUCAAGAACCAUGCUGUUUAUUGGGUCGGGCCCUUGAUCGGUGCGGGUUUUGCAGGGGUCUUGUAUGAUAAUGUCGUGUUUCCUAUUCAAGUGCCUGAUUCUUUGAGGGCUAUUUCUGAUGGAGAUGGAGUUGUGGUGGUUUAA
This is a messenger RNA of Striga hermonthica, 759 nucleotides long. The record is from the annotation of a GenBank genome assembly. Lineage: Eukaryota; Viridiplantae; Streptophyta; Magnoliopsida; Lamiales; Orobanchaceae.